Molecule: messenger RNA, 1116 nt
Organism: Drepanopeziza brunnea f. sp. 'multigermtubi' MB_m1
Lineage: Eukaryota; Fungi; Ascomycota; Leotiomycetes; Helotiales; Drepanopezizaceae
Biological process (GO): proteasome-mediated ubiquitin-dependent protein catabolic process
Molecular function (GO): endopeptidase inhibitor activity; proteasome binding
Source: RefSeq, a predicted model, not a curated record
AUGGCGACCAAUCCGCUCAGCACAGAGAGCAUUCUCAAGCACAUGGCAGAUGCUGUCCCCACGCAUACCAAAGGAGACACCGGAUCCGACUUCAGCAGCUCAUACGAAGCCAUCGCACUGUUCGCCCACGCAUGUAUGACGGCGGUUGGAUUCCGACUUCUAGGCUACGGCGAAGGACAGAAGAAUGAAGCAGAGAGCCAGAAGCUCGCACCUCGCCUCUCAGAAAAAUGGAACUCUUCCGUCAACUCCUACUCUUUCCUCUACGCGCACUCGCAAUCAUCGAUGGAAUACGUCAUCAAAGUCGACAGACUAGGAGGCAAAGCUGAGAUCAGAGGAAUUGGCUUAGGCGAUGAGCGCAUUACCAGACUCGAGAUCACCGCCAAAGACUAUAUAUCUAACGCCGCUCUGCCCCUCCGCAUAACUCUCACCCCAGAUGGCGAGGAGGACAGAUCAGAUCUACCAGACAAGCUGAAAGCCAUCUUCACCACGCCCCACCGAAUCCAGGACCUCGCCUCGGAAUUCAAAACAAUCAUCAUCCAGAAACUGAUCCCAAAUCUCCACAAAGAAGGCUACGAGGAGUCCUCCGCCGCUGCGCGAGAUGCCCACGAUGAGCGCGAAGAAGCCCAAGCAAGACGAAAUCAACGUCAAGAUCCCCUCCGCGACCCUGGACUCCCCGAACCCGCUCGCCCCUACCCCUUCAACGACCCACUGGCCGCUCCACGCCAUCCCCCCAUCCCGGCAGGCGAUUUCCCACCCCCGGGAUUCGACGACGAGCUCGACAUGAACCGUCCCCUCCGCGGGAUGGCGCCUCCGUUCCCUGGCGCAGGAUCGCCGUUUGGAAUUGGACAUGAUGAUUUGAACCCGCCUGGUCUUGGGCCGAGAGAUCCGCUACGGGGGAGCUUCGUGGGUGGUGGGGUUGGGGGAUUUGGUGGUGGGAUGCAUCCUACUUUUGAUGAUCCGCUGUUCGGGGGCCAGGGACAGGGGAGGGGAGGAAAUGGAAGGGCACCGCCGGGAGCGAGGUAUGACCCGUUAGGACCGGGAGAUGGGCCGCAGAGGGGUGGUGGGGGCAGACCGCCGAAUCCAUUUGGGGGCUUUGGGGGGAAUGAUUUUAUUUGA